ACCCCUCCACUGCGGAGGACAAGUGUGAGACGACCUGUCGUGCAGAGGAGGAAUGCAGCUCUGUCGACGGCGUCUGGGAGUGUGUCUGCAGACAGGACCUCAACAACUCUGACGUCCACAGUUUGCAGCCGCAGCUGGACUGUGGGGCCAGGGAGAUCAAGGUGUCACUGGACAAGUGUCUGCUGGAAGGCCUGGGUUUUGGGGACGAGGUCAGAGCCUACCUGCAGGACCGGAGCUGCAGCAGCAUCGUGCCAGGAGAGGAGAGGAACUGGCUGUCCGUGACCAGCCCUACCGAGGCUGGUGCCUGUGGAAACAUUCUGGAGAGAAAUGAAACCCAUGCCAUCUACAAAAACACUCUCUCUGUGUUCAACGAUUUCAUCAUCAGAGACACCAUCCUCAACAUCAGCUUCCAAUGCGCCUACCCGCUGGACAUGAAAGUCAGCCUCCAAACUGCCCUGCAUCCCGUUGUAAGGUAUGGCACUGACCCUUGCCCUUUGACCUAUAACUCUGACUUCAAGCACAGCUUAUGAUGUCCACAGGAUGCUAGCUCUAUCCUUCAGGAGCUCCCAUUCAUUGUAUUGUUCAUUCCACAAAUAUUUGUUGAUUGUAUAUUAAUGUUCAGCAUGAACAAGGCAGACAUAGACUAUUUUGUGGAUAUUAAAGAUUAUUAUUAUGAAGCAACACAGCAACAUGAAACAUCAGACCCUUGCCCCUGUCACCCUCCCAGCUGCCCAAAUCAACAAGAUUCCACUAUCUAUGUGGAGGAGAAUGGGGUAUCCUCGGAAAGCCGGUUCUCCGUUCAGAUGUUCAUGUUUGCUGGAAAUUAUGACCUAGUUUACCUGCAUUGUGAGGUUCAUCUCUGUGAUUCCCUUAAUGAACAGUGCAUACCG
Messenger RNA from Ceratotherium simum simum (southern white rhinoceros), 890 nucleotides. NCBI's taxonomy places the organism in Eukaryota, Metazoa, Chordata, Mammalia, Perissodactyla, Rhinocerotidae. The record is from RefSeq and is a predicted model, not a curated record.